CCUAAUAAGACCUAAGUUUAUUUUUUAAAUUUUCAAAAUCAAUAAACGCUCCCUUGGAAUAAAGACUGCUCAGUUUCUCAUCUCCCUCUGAAGAUCUUCAUAAAACCUACACAAUCCACUACCCAAAUCUGGAGCAAAACCCAUUUCUUGUUCUUUGAAUAGAGAGUGAUUUAUUGAUGGCGGAGUGUAAUUUCGAUUGUUGAUAAAGGGUGAGGGAGAAAUCUUGUAGAAAACAGUUGAAGAGAAGAUGGAUAAGCUCUGGGAUUUUGGCAGAAAAGCCAUGUUCUAUGUGAGGGUUCUUUCGGGUUAUGAAGAGCGCAGAAUCCGAUCUUACAGAUUGCAGCUCCAGCAACGCCUCCAACAGGCACAACAAAGGAAAGCAGCUCUCAAGCAGGUUCCUGAGCAAAUUAUUUUGUCAGAGGUGCGGCGAAUGGUCGGGGAUAUGCAAUCUUUGAAUAAGAAGUUGGAGGAAACAGAGGCAGCCAUUGAGGAAUACUUCAAGCCGAUUGACAAGGAAGCAGAAAUCAUUAUGAAGAUGCAGCUUGAAGGAGAGGAGAAGACAAUGAGAGAGAUGAUGACCGCCAUGCAAAGACAUGCUCUACUAGAGAAAGCUGAAGCAGAAAAAUUUGCAAAUUUGCAAAAUGCUAAAACAGACAAACAUAUUGAAGAGCCGACACGGCCAGACAAUAGUGCUCAAAGGGGGUGACUCCGUGCAUUUCAUAAACGUUUUUGGCAAGUACUUAGGUGAAGAUCAUGCUUCUUGCCCCCAGUGUCACUAAGGCAUAGUUAGAUCUGUUACUACUAUGUCAGAAACCAAGAUCUGGGGUAACAGCGUUUCGUAUGAACCAACUUUGAUGGUCCUGUGUACAACAAGCCACAUAAAAUCAAAUGCAGAGUUCUAGCUGCACAGCAUGAAACAAGAGUUUGUGAAAUAACAUAUUUCAGGGCAGCAGACUGCAACAGUUUUCUGGCAAGCUUGCAUUUCUCUUUAACGAGUGAAAUUAUACAUUUGCCAUGUUUAAUACUGUACGGACAUGCUGAAUGAACAUCUUCAUUCUAUGAGAUGUAUGUGCAAUAGAAGAAAGUUUUUUUAACA
Sesamum indicum (sesame) is the source of this 1096-nucleotide messenger RNA. RefSeq lists its product as uncharacterized. The record is from RefSeq and is a predicted model, not a curated record. Lineage: Eukaryota; Viridiplantae; Streptophyta; Magnoliopsida; Lamiales; Pedaliaceae.